Molecule: messenger RNA, 3720 nt
Organism: Schistocerca nitens (vagrant locust)
Lineage: Eukaryota; Metazoa; Arthropoda; Insecta; Orthoptera; Acrididae
Product: formin-2-like
Exons: 19
Coding region: 1-3720 (1239 amino acids)
Biological process (GO): actin filament network formation; cortical actin cytoskeleton organization
Cellular component (GO): cytoskeleton; cytoplasm
Molecular function (GO): actin filament binding
Source: RefSeq, a predicted model, not a curated record
AUGGUGGACGAGCCGGGUGCGGACUUCUGUGGGAGCACCAGGAAGGGGCCAAAACCUCAUGAGCAGCACCUGGCGGGCAUGGACCAUGAAUGGAACGCCCGCCACAGGACAGGCGUCAGAGAGCUGCCACAGAUGGCGACCAAGUCGGGCGCGGACGUCAGAGGGAGCACCGGGGAAGAGACAACAUAUUACAAGCAGCGCCAGGUGGGCGCGGAUGGCAAAGAGAGCACCCAGCACCCUCUGGGUAUGGAGCAGCAGCGGAUGGUGGACACAUGCCACCACACAACACUGAGUAACUCGAUUCCUAACAGCAGUGUGCUGAGGAAGAUGGCCAGCCUCACAGUAGAUAAGAGUAUACUUGAGCAGAGGGUCAAGCGGCCACGCUUUGUGCCAGAGAACCUUGAUUUCCAGAUCUACCAGAAGUUCAAAGGCCUAAUACUGGUAAACUGGUUCCUCUCAGCAUUUCCAGAUGGCCACUACCUGAAGCUGUAUCUGUCAGACCAGGACUUAACAAUUCUUGCAGUGCAAUUCUGCACUCAUCUUCUGGCAGCUGGUGUAAUAUGUCAAAUAUCUGAUAAAGAUGCUGCUGUGGACACUGUCUUCCAGCUGGACCUGAUGUAUCACUGGGCACACACAGAGGCACCAGCAGCAGCACCCCCAACCCCUGGGAAACUGAGAAGUUCAGCUUGGCCUUCUCCUAGCCCUGCAGGAAUUCCACAGGAGUCUGUCAACACUGACACAAUUCGACCUGGGACUCACUGCACAGAAGCUGAAUACCAGCUAAUGAUUAUUGGCCUGAAAAGAGAACACCAUGAAACACUAAACAGGCUGAUACAAAAUCAGGAAGUAGCUUUAUUCAACCUCAGGGGGAAGCAUGCACAGAAGGUCUUUGAGUUAGAACAGAGGAUAACUGAGCUUGAAGAGCAACAAAUGGAAACAAACAAGACCGUAGCUGAUGCUGAGGGUCCACUUCCAUGUCAGAGUCCAAACCCACAGGAGGAGGUUGCGGUGAAGAUCGUGGAACAGGUGGUGCUGGCUGUGGUGGUGGUGCUGGCUGUGGUGGUGGUGCUGGCUGUGGUGGUGGUGCUGGCUGUGGUGGUGGUGCUGGCUGUGGUGGUGGUGCUGGCUGUGGUGGUGGUGCUGGCUGUGGUGGUGGUGCUGGCUGUGGUGGUGGUGCUGGCUGUGGUGGUGGUGCUGGCUGUGGUGGUGGUGCUGGCUGUGGUGGUGGUGCUGGCUGUGUCACUGACAGCCAAAACAAGAUCUGAUUCUGACUAUCCAACAGGAGUAGUAUCUUCCAAAUUUUUCUCUGAGAAGAACCAGAAUAAAAUUAAAACUAAAUCUGAUAACAUGGUUGUAAUGAGAGCUUUGCCUGCAAUUGUUGAAGAACAACCAGAGAAACAUGAAAUUGACAUAAAGAAAGUGAUCAUAACAUGUGAAAAAGCAACAGAUACUAAAGACUUGAUACAGGUGAGGGAGCAGUGUAUCUCAGCUAUGCUGCCUCUCGAAGACUAUACUAUGAAAAUGUCAAGCCCUUCACCACCUCACCCACCUCCAUCCCCUCCACCCCCUGAAAUCGGAGGCCCUCCACCACCACCACACCCUCCACCUCCUCCACCCCCCUUCCCCCUCGGAAUAGGAGGCUCCCCUCUGCCACCCCCUACACUCCCUGGAACGGGGGUCCCUCCGCCACCCCCUCCACUCCCUGGGACGGAGGUCCCUCCGCCACCCCCUCCGCUCCCUGGGACGGGGGUCCCUCCGCCACCCCCUCCGCUCCCUGGGACGGGGGCCCCUCCGCCACCCCCUCCGCUCCCUGGGACGGGGGCCCCUCCGCCACCCCCUCCGCUCCCUGGGACGGGGGCCCCUCCGCCACCCCCUCCGCUCCCUGGGAAGGGGGCCCCUCCGCCACCCCCUCCGCUCCCUGGGACGGGGGCCCCUCCGCCACCCCCUCCGCUCCCUGGGACGGGGGCCCCUCCGCCACCCCCUCCGCUCCCUGGGACGGGGGCCCCUCCGCCACCCCCUCCGCUCCCUGGGACGGGGGCCCCUCCGCCACCCCCUCCGCUCCCUGUGACGGGGGCCCCUCCGCCACCCCCUCCGCUCCCUGGGACGGGGGCCCCUCCGCCACCCCCUCCGCUCCCUGGGACGGGGGCCCCUCCGCCACCCCCUCCGCUCCCUGGGACGGGGGCCCCUCCGCCACCCCCUCCACUCCCUGGGACGGGGGCCCCUCCGCCACCCCCUCCACCCCCUGGGACGGGAGGGCCACUGCCACCCCCUCCACCCCCUGGGAUGGGAAUCCCUCCUCCUCCUCUUCCUCCUCUAGCAGCAGUUGGUGGUCCCCCACCUACAGUACCAGGUGGUCCAAUGCCACUGCCAGUGCCACCUGUUGGAGGAUGGGCUGCUGGAAAAGCCAUGUUGAGGAAAAAGCCUGUGAACCCAACAGUACCUAUGAAACCUUUGUACUGGACUCGAAUUGUUGUGCCAGCGACAGAAAGUCAGACGGCUCUGUGGGAAGAUCUGGAAGAAGCUAAAAUAGAAGACAUUGAUGAAUUUGCAAAUCUGUUCUCUCGACAAGUGACUGAACGGAAACCAGUGAAGAAGAAAGAAGAAAAGCCUACAAAGCAACAAGCAGCAAAACUACUCGACAGCAAACGAUCACAGAAUGUUGGCAUUCUUUCAUCUAGCCUCCAUGUAGAAUUUUCAGAAAUAGAAAAUGCAAUAUACAAUUUUGAUACAUCAGUUGUGAACUUGGAAGCUUUACAACAGAUAUAUGAUUCUAGACCAACAGAAGAAGAAGUUUCCUUAAUUCGGAAUCAUAUUGCAAGUAACUCAAAUAUUCCACUUGACAAGCCAGAACAGUUCCUAUAUGAACUUGCAGAAAUACCAAAUUUUGCUGAACGCAUUGCGUGUUUCAUGUUCCAGUCUGAUUUUGAAGAUGGUAUGUCUUCUAUUGAAAGUAAACUGAACAAUUUAAAAUCGACUUGUCAGUUUCUAACAACAUCAGAGUGUCUGAAGACAGUACUCAGCAUUAUAUUGGCUCUCGGUAAUUAUAUGAAUGGUGGCAAUCGCACACGUGGACAGGCAGAUGGAUUUGGAUUAGAAAUUCUGGCCAAGCUACGUGAUGUCAAGAGCAAAGACAAUAGUGUUACUUUGCUUCAUUUUAUUGUAAGAGCAUACAUGAAAAAAUGUGAUGAUCCAUUAAAUCCUGAAAUGGCUUUACCUGUACCUGAACCAGGAGAUAUUGAAAGGGCGGCAGUUGCUAAUUUCGAAGACCUCACUGUUGACUUACAAAAACUAGAGAGGGACUUGACAGCAUGCCAAAAUAGAACACAAAAAGUUAUUAAGGCCUCUUCAGAAAAUAAUUUACAGCCUUUCAAGGAUAAGAUGGAAUUAUUUGUAACUAGAGCCAAGAAGCAGCUCCUUGGUGAAAAAGAAAAUUUAGAAGAAUGCAAGCAAAAAUUUUAUGGCACUAUGGAUUUUUAUCAAUACCAUCCAAAAGGUAAAAAAGAAGAUGUAACACCUAAAGAUUUCUUUGCUUUGUGGCUACCAUUUUGCCGUGAUUUCAAGGAUAUCUGGAAGAAAGAGCAGCAGAGAUUAAUAAAGGAAAAGUUACAAGAAGUGAAGCAGAAACGUGAGAAAAAACGAGAGAUAGAGAAAUCAAAAAUAACAGAUGGUGGAUUGAAAGCAAGAGUACAGAUGCGAGCAAAGAUGACACCUGUGAGUUGA